AUGAUGGUUUGCCAAGACACACCAGAGGAGACUAACGUCACAGAUACGAUGGGUUGCCAAGAAACACUGGAGGAGACUAAUGUCACAGAUGCGGUGGGUUGCCAAGAACCACCGAGUGAGACUAACGUCACAGAAGAGGCGCAUUCAGAUUCAGAGAAGUAUCAUCAACAACAACAACACACGAGAAAAGCAAGAUCUUCAUCAGACAACUCUUGCUUUGCAGCUCGUGUCACAGAGUCAAACCUAAGAAAAGAUUCACUGUUUCUUCCAGUACACUUUUCAAGGUCUAAUGGUUUGGUGAAUCGUAAAGGCGAGAUCAUUCUCUUGAAUGAAGAAGGGAAACCAUGGACAUUGUUUCUGAAAUACUACAAAACAAGUGGUUAUGUUUACAUCAGAAACGGCUGGAGAAGUUUCUGUCAAGCUAACGGGAAAAGAGUCAACGAUGUAUUGACUUUCAAACUUGUGAAAACAGGGACAAAACCUGUUCUCCAGUUGCGUGCGUCCGGGUACUACAACCGAGAUUGUCUCCGAGUUUCUUCAUCUCCAACAAGCCAAGACAGAUUCUUGACACUAACUCUCACACCAUACAAUCUCAAGAGCUAUAAAAUGUGUCUACCGGUGCCGUUUGUGAAGGCGAAUGGAAUCAAGAGCGUAAGGAAGAUAACCCUUGUUGAUAGAUACGGUGUACGAAGUUCAACGAGUCUUAAACCUGAGGAUGAAUAUGGAAGAAUGAGAUUAGGAAAAGAGUGGAUAAAGUUUUGUGAAGAUAACGGAGUGAAAGCUGGUGAGUCUUUUCGGCUAGAACUCAUCAAAGAGGAAGAGACAGAUAAUCAUCUACUUAAGUUCUGUUACACCGUAAUAUAUUCGCUCUGA
Messenger RNA from Eruca vesicaria subsp. sativa (arugula), 873 nucleotides. NCBI's taxonomy places the organism in Eukaryota, Viridiplantae, Streptophyta, Magnoliopsida, Brassicales, Brassicaceae. The record is from the annotation of a GenBank genome assembly.